Messenger RNA from Guillardia theta CCMP2712, 315 nucleotides. RefSeq lists its product as hypothetical. The record is from RefSeq and is a predicted model, not a curated record. The coding region runs from base 1 to 315 and encodes 104 amino acids. The transcript is spliced from 2 exons. Lineage: Eukaryota; Cryptophyceae; Pyrenomonadales; Geminigeraceae.
AUGAACUUCUUCCAGCUGAAUAGACAGCAUGUUGUUGAUUCCGUGCAUGUGACGGAUCCCAGGAGCCGCAAGAACGAGGGCCCAGUCGCAAGGAUGAACAGAAAGAUCACAUCACACAUACAUCGCAAGAUCGAGAUUCAGGCCAUUCAGGUGCAUGUGGGGAUGGGGGAGGAGGAGUGGCUUUCUUCUUCUGACGGGCUCUUGCUCAAACAGCGAUGCAACGAGCUUGGCAGCGCACUGCCACUCCCCAAGGAGACGUCUGGCAAGACUGACAAGAAGCUGAACAUGCCGGCGCUGACGCCGGGGGACAAGUGA